GGGGGCAGCUGCGGGUGGAGGUGCGCUUCUGACAAGCCCGAAAGUCAUUUCCAAUCUCAAGUGGACUUUGUUCCAACUAUUGGGGGCGUCGCUCCCCCUCUUCAUGGUCGCGGGCAAACUUCCUCCUCGGCGCCGCUUCUAAUGGAGCCCCACCUGCUCGGGCUGCUCCUCGGCCUCCUGCUCUGUGGCACCAGGGUCCUCGCUGGCUACCCAAUUUGGUGGUCCCUGGCCCUGGGCCAGCAGUACACAUCCCUGGGCUCACAGCCCCUGCUCUGCGGCUCCAUCCCAGGCCUGGUCCCCAAGCAACUGCGCUUCUGCCGCAAUUACAUCGAAAUCAUGCCCAGCGUGGCCGAGGGCGUGAAGCUGGGCAUCCAGGAGUGCCAGCACCAGUUCCGGGGCCGCCGCUGGAACUGCACCACCAUCGACGACAGCCUGGCCAUCUUCGGGCCCGUCCUCGACAAAGCCACCCGCGAAUCGGCCUUCGUGCACGCCAUCGCCUCAGCCGGCGUGGCCUUCGCCGUCACACGCUCCUGUGCCGAGGGCACCUCCACCAUCUGCGGCUGCGACUCGCAUCAUAAAGGGCCGCCUGGAGAAGGCUGGAAGUGGGGAGGCUGCAGCGAGGACGCCGACUUCGGGGUGCUUGUGUCCCGGGAGUUCGCGGACGCACGUGAGAACAGGCCGGACGCGCGCUCGGCCAUGAACAAGCACAACAACGAGGCUGGCCGCACGACCAUCCUGGACCACAUGCACCUCAAGUGCAAGUGCCAUGGGCUGUCGGGCAGCUGUGAGGUGAAGACCUGCUGGUGGGCCCAGCCCGACUUCCGCGCCAUCGGGGACUUCCUCAAGGACAAGUACGACAGCGCCUCGGAGAUGGUGGUGGAGAAGCACCGGGAGUCCCGUGGCUGGGUGGAGACCCUCCGCGCCAAGUACGCGCUCUUCAAGCCGCCCACCGAGAGGGACCUGGUCUACUACGAGAACUCCCCCAACUUUUGCGAGCCCAACCCCGAGACGGGCUCCUUCGGCACCAGGGACCGGACUUGCAAUGUCACCUCCCACGGCAUUGAUGGCUGCGACCUGCUCUGCUGCGGCCGUGGCCACAACACAAGGACGGAGAAGCGGAAGGAGAAAUGCCACUGCAUCUUCCACUGGUGCUGCUACGUGAGCUGCCAGGAGUGUAUCCGCAUCUACGAUGUGCACACCUGCAAGUAGGGAGCCAGGGCACUGGGAACGGGUGAAGCGUGUGGCUGGGCAGAUUCACCGAAGUCCUCUGGGAAGCGGGACCCAGAGCCGGGCUCAGCCCUCAGCAUCAGACAGCAAGGAAUCCGGACUGUUGCCAGAUGCACGUGUGGUAAAUUACCUGGAUCCAACCCGCCCGCUGCCUGGGAGGCCUCCCUCCCUUCUCUCUCAUCUUAAGUUUCUCACCCUACUCUGGAUGGUGUGUGGUUUUUAAAGAAGGGGCUUUCUUUUUAGUUCUCUAGGGUCUGAUAGGAACAGACCCGAGGCUUAUCUUUGCACAUAUUAAAGAAAAUAAAAAUGGAAAAAAAAAAAACCCCACAGAAAACCA
Messenger RNA from Globicephala melas (long-finned pilot whale), 1564 nucleotides. RefSeq names its product Wnt family member 3 (gene WNT3). Gene Ontology annotation, biological process: canonical Wnt signaling pathway; multicellular organism development; neuron differentiation. NCBI's taxonomy places the organism in Eukaryota, Metazoa, Chordata, Mammalia, Artiodactyla, Delphinidae. The record is from RefSeq and is a predicted model, not a curated record. Gene Ontology annotation, cellular component: extracellular region. Gene Ontology annotation, molecular function: frizzled binding; cytokine activity.